This is a messenger RNA of Aspergillus candidus, 1246 nucleotides long. RefSeq lists its product as uncharacterized. The record is from RefSeq and is a predicted model, not a curated record. The transcript has a single exon. Lineage: Eukaryota; Fungi; Ascomycota; Eurotiomycetes; Eurotiales; Aspergillaceae. Bases 94 to 1056 code for a protein of 320 amino acids.
GUUUCGUGCCUGGGGAGGCCCAUCCAAACGAGCCCUCAACACGAAAUCAUAAUCGAGAAUCUUAUUGAGUUGAAUAAAGAAUUUUCAUAAUCGAUGGCGCCCGCCGUCCCCCCGCCCGAGAUGCCGUCUCAGAAUCGUUCGCAGUCUUACUCCGCCGAUCGGUCCUCUUUAUCUCUUGGACGGGACGGCCUCGGAAUUUACACAACACCCGCGGAGAGAAACAGAAACAAUCCUUUGCCCCACGGAGCAAUCGAGAAGUCCUCCCCCGGGUUUCAUCAUAGGUCGACAAGUGGGACCUCGCAGAUUUCCGCUGCAAGUCAUGCAAGUGCUAACACACCGGCCUCGCGAUACGCGCAACCGAUUGGCCAGUCUCCCGUCACCUCGUCAAACCCAAUCCAUGGAAGAUCUGCAUCCGAAAGCGAUAAUGUCGAUAAAAGAAACCGUGGAGGGGAAGCAUCAUUUCAUCCAGGAACCGAUGCUCUCAGCCCCUCGACUCGCGCAACUCCUGGGCAGAGGCCGCGUUUGUCGCUGCAGACCUAUGAUGGUUCAUUCACAAAAUUACCGGGCACAUCUCAAACGAAUGUGGCCACUCGCCGAUCUUUCGGCUACUCUCGCGAACCUGCAAGUACAUUGGAUACAGCCUCUCCUGCUUCCCGAACAUCGUUAGAUUUCGUGUUUCGAUCCAAGACGCGGACGAGUACCGAUCCGAUCUCUCGAGCAGCAACGGUUCAAGCAGCGCGGCAAGCGUUCGAAGAAAAAGAGGCCGCCAAAACACGGAAGCUUGAAGCACAGCAGAUCAAAGCAGAAGAAAAACACUUAAGAAGGAUGGAAAAGCAAUACUGGCGCACACCCUUGAAGGAUGAUGAAAUCGGAGAGCCUACUCCGGAAAAGGAAAAUCCCGAACCCCAUCACACACUCGAGACCCGGCCUUUGCCAUCGCAGCACGAGCCCAAUUCAGGGAAUUGCAAGAGCCCUCGGGAUAUGUGGAUGCACUUUUUAACAUGGCUGCGAACGAAACUUUUCAAGUUACAGCGGAGGAUGAAAAGUCUCAUAUGAUACCUAUUUGUUCAUGUUAAAGCUGCCACGGCCUGAUCAUGUAUCAUAUCCUGUAUUUUGACUUGGUGCACAUAUUUCACCGUCUCUCUUCUCGUGCUUUCGUUCAUAUGGCGAUGGCCGCAAAGUACUUGGUAGCGGCGAUUUCGGCGACGGAGCUGCUAACAGGUGCUGGAAUCGAUCGGCGGAUUUA